CGUCCCUCCCUCCUUCCUGGACGUCGUUCCUGUUGUGAGCUGGUGUGUCUGACAGGCGAAAGGCUUCAGCGUGAACAUGGAAACGUGGACUUAGGCGGCGCGUGAGCCUCGGCGGAGAGAAUCGGAGAUGAAUUUGCCCGCCGUGGCCUUUUACGCGCUGGCCGCGGGGCUCCUGGCGGUGGGCCUGCGGGAGGUCCUGACGGGCUUCGAGGAGAACCGCUGCAGCAUGACCUACAUGUUCGAAUACCCGGAGUACCGCCGGGUGGCGCUGCCUCGCCGCGUGGCCAGAAUGUACCCGGCGUACGGGCUUUACCUGUACGGAGAGGGCCUGUAUGCGCAGGAGACCCAGGUGCUCAAACUCACCGGCGCACCUGUUCUCUUCUUACCUGGAAAUGCAGGAAGUUACAAACAAGCUCGCUCGCUGGGAUCUGUGGCCUUGAGGAAAGCGGAGAACGUGGACGGGGGGCUCCACCUGAACAUGUUCACUGUGGACUUCAACGAGGAGCUGGUGGCUCUGUACGGUGGGAGUUUGUUCAGACAAACCCACUUCCUGCACGAGAGCAUCAAGGCCAUCCUGCGGCUCUAUAAGCACCUGAAGACCCCCCCUCAGAGCGUGGUGCUUGUAGGCCACUCUAUGGGUGGGGUGGUGGCCCGAGCCCUGUUCACACUGCCCCGCUUCAACGCUCGCCUGGUCAGCCUGAUCCUCACACAGGCCUCGCCGCACCAGGCUCCGGUUCUGGCUCUGGACCCGUACCUGCUGGAUUUCUAUUCUACCGUGAGGCACAGGUGGGUGAACCAAGCAAACAAGCUGACGAAUGUUACCGUUCUCUCUGUUGGGGGCGGUUACCGUGACUACCAAGUCCGCUCCGGCCUCACGUCACUUCCUUGUCCCUCAGAAGACUCAAAUAAGUUCUCAUUGGUGGUAACCGCUGUCCCAAGAACAUGGGUGUCCACCGACCACCUGUCUAUUGUUUGGUGCAAAGAGCUUGUUCUCGCCACCGUUAGGACUUUUUUUGACCUCAUUGAUCUUGAAACCCGACAGUUCACAGAGAACCAGGAGAGGAAAGUGGCCGUUCUGAACCAUCAUUUCAUCAGAAAUCCUGCCAGAUUUGUGAAGGAAAGUCCGGAAACAUCUUCCUCCGUUCAAGAUAUUCAGGAAACAGGAAGUGAAGUGAACACCCUGCGCCUGACCUACAGCACACCGAAGGAAGGACCAGUGAAGAACUUUGUGUUUGCCCUGUCGAGUCGCAGGAAGGCCUACAGCCACUUCUACUGCCGCAGCAACAACCUGGAGACGUCAAGCUGGGUGUUUGGCUGCACGCGAAAGAACGGCUCUUCUUGUGUCAACACUGAGGAUCUCUCUAAAGGAACCGAACUUCUACCCCCAUACAAGGUCCUCGUUCUGAGUCUCCAUGACCUUUCUGCUUUUUCUCACCUGGUUGUUUCCGCCUCCAACAUCAACGGGAAACAGUUCACAGUGGAGUGUGAGUGGCAGAGACAUCAGUCGGACUCUCAGACCCUAACGCUCUCCGUUCCCAGCGUCUUCUCCUUCGGUUUCACCUCCAGUGAAGUUACGGUAAACUCUUCCGGACUUCUGCACCACAUUCGUCUGCAGCACUUUCAUCAGGCCUACCAGGCUUUCAGGAUUAAUGUCAUCAGUCAGUGCAAAGCUCUGAAAGACCGAUUACCCAGUGUGUACCGGAUGAGGGUCCCCUGGUUCAGAGAGGACUCUCUGACCACCGUCAGUGUCCCAGCAGUGACGGAGAUCUCAGGGAUGCUGCACACCAGUCGUCCUGACAACAGCUCAGGUGUGCUCCUAGAGCUCCACACUGCCCCCAACUGCCAGUAUAAGGUUUCAGUUAGAAGCUCAUUGCCUAAAGUGCUGGGACAGGUCCUGAGAUUCUGUGGCCCCACGCUGCCGGUCUACACUGCUGUAACGCUCCUCCUGGCCUGCAGGGGGCAGCUGUCGUCCAUCCUAAAGAGGAGCCGAACCGUUGACAUGAGCCAAGCGGCGGCCGCAGGGCUGCAGCCUCACAAGAUCAACCUGCCCGUUUAUGUUCUGCACGUCUUGCUGUGCUGCAGUUGGUUUCAGGAGGUCUGGUCAAGUCUUUGGCUGCCACCCAUGGAUACAAUCCCUCCAUCAUCCCCUGAUGGGAUGUUUCGUGAGGGCAUGGCUCCAGCUGAGGAGUGGCCUCACCUCCUAUCUCCUUUCCUUUAUGUCCUGGGGGCAGCUGUGGCGUUCUGGGGCAGCUCGCUGCUCCGCCUCCUCAUACGCCUGCUCUCACUGCUGCUGGCUCCUCUGCACAGGUCGUCUGUGUCUGGAGAUGGUGGCACGAUGGGACCACGGGUUCAGAUCUUCAUCAGCCUCUGUCUGACUGUUGUGGGCGGGGUUUCCUGUGGGGCGUUGGCGAUCGCUGCCUCCUCUCUUCUCCACCUUUACAGGGUUCUGCGGCUGCAGAUGACGGAGAGGUAUUUGAGUCACAUGCUGAAUCUGGCACCGCAGAAGCACAAACUAACGGAGAAUGGCACAGUCCGAGAAGAGUCCUCAAGCAAGUCUAAACCAGGCUUGCUGUCUGAGUGGGCCCUGCAGGAGGUAAGGGACAACCUGGAGCUGCACCUCUGCCUGUCGGCACUCUUCACGCUUCCCGUCAUGCUAAGUGCGCCCUCACUCCUCCACUGGAUCGGCAACCUGAGAUAUGCCUCUCAGCUGGAUCCUGAUCCUUGCUGGCCUCACACUGUGCCUCUGGUUAUCGCGAACCUGCUGCUCGUCAACUGCACCACCCUCAAACUCAGCAACAGCAAACUCCUGCCUCUGGCCUCCUGCCUCCCGCUGCCCCUGGCCGUCACCAUGGUGACCUUCUCCUCCCUUCACCUGUACCGAAUCACCCACUUCCUGUCAGCAGCUCUCAUCCCGCUGGCCUUGUGUUGUCUCCUCUGACGGUCUUCGGGCCGUAGACGUCCACAUCCCGUUUAAAUGUUGCCGCCAACAGCUCCAAGGGUCCUGGUCCAGGGGCUUUUGGUGUUGGUCCGCUGGAUGUCCUGAUACCGGUUUUGCCUUUCUCUGCAGUUCUGUGGUUCUGCCUACAGGGAGCAGGAGACGCUCCAUUGGGGGGGGGGGGUUCUGGGGUAACUGCGCCGUAAACUAUAACACUGCCUGCAGCCCAGCACUGAGCUGGACUACAUCCUCAGCAGCAGCAGAACACCAGGGAAACGUCCAGUGAGACUCUCCUUUUUGUUUUUAAUCAACGACGACUGUUAGAUUCUCUAAAUGUUCGACAUUCCUGUGAGACUCCAUGAAAAUAUCCGUGUCGAUUCCCAAAAAUGAGAGAAAAAUGAAACUAAAUCAUAGUGGGCCAGUCAGGGAACUUCCUGGCCAGAUCUUUCAAAUUAAAAGCUCCCCAGAGUCUCACAGAGUGUGACCGUGCCUUAUUGGAGGCUGCUGUAAAUUCAUAAAAAAAACACAACAGCUUCAGAACGGCAAACAUUUGAAAGAAAAGUUCAGUUCAAAAUGGUGCCAUUAAAAAAACAACACAAUAUACAUAUUUAUUUGUUAAAACACACAAAUUGCCUUUAGUUUUUUUUGUACGUCCUUUGAAUUUAUGCAGUUGGUUUAAUUCAUGUGUGGAUUUAUUGUUUUUUAUUUGGAGGUAUUUUGACUUUUGUGCUGUGCUUCACAGUUUCAUGGGAUUCAGAUAUUUGUUACCUUUUGAUCAAAUGUUUGGUAAAUUGUUGAAGUGGAAUUUUUUUAUUUCCCGUCUGGCUUUAAGUGCACAGCCAGGAGUUUUUGAUGUGGGAGGAUUUGUCGUAUGUGGUGCAGAUGUGGUGUUUUCACCUGUGGCUUUUGUAGACAAAGAAACACCUGAACUACAAAAAAACAAACAACAAAAAUCAGUUUCUUGUAGUUGUGGAGGGAAGUUUUUGAUGGAUUGGUGGAUUAUCAUACAGAAUCCAAUAAAAAAUGUGUUGUUUCUAAA
Messenger RNA from Oryzias latipes (Japanese medaka), 3974 nucleotides. It is a transcript of the gene pgap1, whose product is annotated as post-GPI attachment to proteins inositol deacylase 1. Gene Ontology annotation, cellular component: endoplasmic reticulum. Gene Ontology annotation, biological process: GPI anchor metabolic process; endoplasmic reticulum to Golgi vesicle-mediated transport. NCBI's taxonomy places the organism in Eukaryota, Metazoa, Chordata, Actinopteri, Beloniformes, Adrianichthyidae. The record is from RefSeq and is a predicted model, not a curated record. Gene Ontology annotation, molecular function: phosphatidylinositol deacylase activity.